AAACAAAGACUCAUGCUGCGAUUUCGGUACUUCCAGGCAUCAUGGCGACCAACAAAAUGAAUCAAGAGAUUGACCGGGCCAAAACAGACCUGAUUGUUCCGCUUGGCCUUGACAAAAUGCCAAAUUUGCCCUUCUUAGCAGGAAAACCGGCGUCACAACAAUCAAAUCCUAAUGGCCACAAACCACCGAGUCUCUUUGAAAUAAUAAAAGCAGGGUUAUUAAUACCUCUACAGAAUGUGGUGGAAAUGCAGCCAGAGAUGUUAAAAACAAGGGAUGAUAAAGGUCACACCCCAGCCCACUGGGCCUGCUUAGGAGGACACACAAAUAUCUUACGUUACAUUAUAGAAAUGAAGGGACCAAUCGACGAACCUAGUGAGAAUGAAUUAGGUGCUCACCCCAUCCACUGGGCCUGUGUUAAUGGACAUAUUGCAAUUGUGGAUAUUCUAGUCCAGACAGGUGUGUCUAUUGAUGUGACUGAUAAUAAGGGGGUGACACCCCUCAUAGCAGCAGCACAGUAUGGAAAAACUAUGUUAGCAGGUUAUCUUAUGGGGAAAGGUGCAAGACUACAAAUCUGUGAUAAGGAUGGAGAUAAUGCAUUACACUGGGCAGCAUUUAAAGGUCAUUCAGAAUUAAUGCGUCUCCUGAUAUACUCUGGCUUCAACCCAAAACAGAAGGACAACUAUGGUCAGACACCCCUCCACCUGGCCUGUAUCAGUGGAGACUUAACCUCUGUCAAAGAACUCAGUGAACAGGAUGGUGUGGAAAUAGACAUAGCAGACAAUAAUAACAAGACGCCAUUGAUGUUAGCAAGAGGCAGAAAGCACGAAGAAAUUGUCUACUACCUAACAAACCUCAUCAAAAACAAAAGUAGCUUUUUACCACGAAUAGAUUUUUGGUCUAUAAUCUUUGGUCCUCCUGGAAAUAGUAAAAUGCCUUUACUAUUUUUCAUUGUGAACACAAUAUUCUGGGGUUACCCAAUGUACAUUUAUAAGGUAAGGGAGAAGGAAGAUGGUAGUUUUGUGGCUCACUUUGCUGAGUGGAAGCAUGGAAAGAACCCUCUAAGUCGUCUAUGUCACACAUGUCGUACAGUUAAACCACUUCGCUCCAAGCACUGUAGGAUAUGUCAGCGUUGUGUGAGUGAGUUUGACCACCAUUGCCCAUACAUCUACAACUGCGUGGGCUAUAAUAACAGGGUUUGGUUUACCAUGUUUGUCUGCCUGGUGUUUGUGAACUGUGUUAUCACCCUGUACUUCUGUUACUGGAUACUGGAGGCCAAUGGGUGGGAUGAUUACAUUACCAUUAUUGGGGGUCUGGAGGCCACUCUGUUCAUUUUUCUGGCAGCUGUUCUCAGCAGUGUCUCGCUAUUUCACGCUACAAAGAACAUCACCACAAAUGAGAGAAUUAAUCACAAGAGAUACGACUACAUGAAGGAUGGAAAGGGAAAUUUCUACAACCCCUUUGAUCGUGGCAUUUGGCAUAAUAUUAAGGAGUUCUUACACCUGAGAAAACCACUGGGGGAGGAGGAAGUCCAGUUACUUAAUGUGGUGUGAUUGUCCAUUCAUUGUCCAGGUGUUGAGAAGUUAUGAUGUACCAGGCAGAGCAUAAACAGAUGACUUUUGUCCAGGUGUGUUGAGGACUUAGGAUAAACGGUAUACCAGUCAUAUACAGUUGUCAAUAGUGGUAAGGACAUAUCAGUCAGAGCAUUCUGGAGGUGAACAAAGCAAGAAAGCCAGAUUACCUGACCUCUUUGUAACAUCUUGGAUGAUAACACUGAACUUUUGUGUAUGGAGGUUGAAAGGAAAAAUAAAUAUUCAACGUAUACAGAGUUGAAGAAGUGUAUGGAAUGGAUUUUAUUGGAAAAUUGAUAAUGUUUUGAUUUUGAUAUCAACAUUUUCUUUGUGCAAACUGUCAGGCCAGGUGUAUUUCAGUAUUGUUAUAAUUAUAUGCCUGCUAAUUAAUGUUUAAAGCAUAUUUUGCUAGUCAUGUUAAACGAAGGUAGCUGUUCUUUCCAGUCUGAACUGC
Molecule: messenger RNA, 2022 nt
Organism: Lingula anatina
Lineage: Eukaryota; Metazoa; Brachiopoda; Lingulata; Lingulida; Lingulidae
Biological process (GO): protein palmitoylation
Cellular component (GO): Golgi membrane
Molecular function (GO): protein binding; palmitoyltransferase activity
Source: RefSeq, a predicted model, not a curated record